Molecule: messenger RNA, 1886 nt
Organism: Cucumis melo (muskmelon)
Lineage: Eukaryota; Viridiplantae; Streptophyta; Magnoliopsida; Cucurbitales; Cucurbitaceae
Exons: 5
Coding region: 883-1404 (173 amino acids)
Source: RefSeq, a predicted model, not a curated record
AAAAGAAAAAAAAAAGAAAAAAAAAAUUCAGUCAGUGCAUGCGAAUAUACGAAAAUACCCCUCCGUCGGCGACUUAUCGGAGUUUGUUUUUUCUGAACCUUUUUCUUCAAACUCCCAAUUACGGAUCUACCCUUCUUUUUCCCCCCACCGCCGGCGACUUCUCCGGCCGUUUUUUCAUAAUUAUCCGAAUACCCAUUUCAGCCAAUGAUGAAAUGGAACCACCCCUUUUCUCUUUUCUCCAAAUGGAUGACCUCUGUUGGACGCAAAUGGGUCAAAAAGAGUGGGUAGUAAUGGCAUUCCCAAAAAGGGUAUUUUGGUAAUUAGGAUAUUACACAACAAAAGAAAGAAAUGCCACACACAAGCCAGUGUAAAAGAGUCAAACCCCUUUCUUUUCUUCCCCAAUAAACUCCACCUGGAAUAUAAGAUUAUAGAGAUAUCCCCCAAAAGUAAUAGUCAAACCCUAGUUUGUACCACAAGGGUCAUAUUCGUCAUUCACCCCUAAAAGGGCCCCUCUUUAUCGGUGGCGUGUUUCCGUGGCAAUGAAGUCUGUGUGCAAACGGUGUUGGUGGUUGUGCCCUUUUUAUGUUUGGUUUAUGAAAAAAUUAUACACAAAAAAACCUUUAAAAGAAUCCACCGUGGUCGUUUCUAUCUUAACUUUGUUGUUUUGCUUCAUCUCUACCCUUCAUUUCCUCUUAAUCUGACAAAAGUCUCUGUUUUUUUAAUGGUUUAGAUAUAUUAGAUUCUUUGGUGUGGUCAAAAGGUCUCGAGUGUUCUUUUUUUUAAAUGGUGCUGUUUUGUUUUUCAUUUCUCUUCCAUGACAGCCUGUGAUCCUAAACUUUUUCCCCUUUUUUCUUAUAAAACAUAGAUUUUUGUGUCUGGAAAAUGGUACAACAACGUUUUUCUUUUAGCCCCAUUUUGAUGAACUACAAACUAAACUUAGUGAUUGCUGGUAAGAGUGAAGUAGUUGCAACAAUGAAGAGGCCAAGAAAGAAAAAAACAUUAGGAGAACUUAAAGAGGAGGAAGUUUUGCUAUUAAAGGAAAGGAGAAGCUUGAAAGAUGCCUUGGCUACCUUGAGGCUUUCCGUGGAAAAACAAAGGGCUAUGAAUGGAAGCUUGAAGAAAUUGAAGCUUGAUCUCGAAUCACAGCAAGCGAUUGAAAUGGUUGUAACAUCUGCUGUUCCAGGGGAAGCAAAUUCCAACCAACCUCAACAACUGCAGACGCCAUCAAGAUCAAUUUGCAGCACAACACCCAUUGGAGCCGAUGCUUCUUACCAAUUAACAAUGCCAAAUGUUUCUUGCAAACUACAAGAGAUUGGAACUUUAGGGACCGUUCGUUUAUUACCCGAUCUUAAUUUGCCUUUUCAGGAGGAUUCUAGCACCGAGGCCCUAUACCGAAUGAGCUAGGCAGAUUCAACAGAAUGAGCAAAUAUUAAGCUUUUCCUUAACCGAGAGGGAAAAAAAUUGACAACCAACGAGGACGAGGAGAGGGCAUUUGCUUCUUAAUAAGAUGUUCCUAAAUCCUAACCCUGCCAUAGGCUUCAGUUACUUGUAACUGUAAUUAACAAAACCAAUUUUCUCAGCUGCAUAUUCAUAUAACAUCCCUUUUCUCCCUUUCCAUAGUACCCCAAAAAAAAAAGAAAAAGAAAAAAGAAAUCGAGAACAGAUCCGUGUCGAGACCCCCGAAAAACCCUUUAGCUCUUUAGUUAUAUUAUUCAUUCUGCAUAUGCUUAUUAUAUUCUUUGGAGCCACACCCUCUCCCCCUCUCCUUCAUCUCAGAGACUCAAAAGAGAUUGAUUACAAACACUGUAAUUAUUAUUAUUAGAUAAAAAGCAAACAAGAUUCUGUGUUCUCUACAUCUAAUUUUUAAUGUCAUUUCAUUUCUUCAA